AUGAAAACAAGGGACCAUGUGGGUCCUCUGACGGAAGAAAAUGGUGAAGUCAUUACAGACGACGUGAGAACAGCUAAGGUGUUAAAUGACUAUUUCUCAUCUGUGUUCACACUUGAACAAUUACAUAACAUACCACAACCCAAUAGGAUGUUUGACGGACCGAACGACGACAUGCUCAGAGAUGUAGAGGUGACAGCAGAGAACGUUCUCAAAGUGCUAAUGAAGUUGAAGCCUGGCAAGGCACCCAGAGUAGAUGAAAUUUAUGCUGUGGUUUUAAGGGAAGUAUCGGGCGUGAUAGCUGAACCCCUCAGCCAAAUUUUCCAGAAGUCCUUGGCAGAAGGAGUGGUUCCACUAGACUGGAGGAGAGCAAAUGUCACCCCCAUCUUCAAGAAGGGCAAACGUAGUGUCUCAGCAAACUACAGGCCGAUCAGCCUAACCGCACAGGUCAGUAAGGUGAUUGAAACCAUCCUCCGAGAUGCCAUCAUGGAACACCUCACAGCACACAGAUUGAUCAGUGAUUCACAGCACGGGUUUUUAGAGGCCUCCUGCCUGACUAAUUUACUAACUUUUCUGGAGCUUGUAACAAAGACCGUUGAUGAUGGCAACCCUGUUGAUGCAGUGUACCUUGAUUUCAGUAAAGCCUUCAACCGAGUACCACACCAGAGGUUACUGACGAAACUACGAUCACAUGGGAUAGGUGAAUCAACUGCUGCUUGGAUUGAGGCAUGGCUGUGA
This is a messenger RNA of Asterias rubens (European starfish), 735 nucleotides long. RefSeq lists its product as uncharacterized. The transcript has a single exon. The coding region runs from base 1 to 735 and encodes 244 amino acids. The record is from RefSeq and is a predicted model, not a curated record. Lineage: Eukaryota; Metazoa; Echinodermata; Asteroidea; Forcipulatida; Asteriidae.